CACAGCAGAAGACUUGUCUUGGGGAGGAGUUAGUGUAGCCUAGCUCUGCAUUGGUGCAUUGGUUCAAUGAGGACAAUGUAGUUACCCCUAAACCGCAGGGCUGGGUCAAAUCGAACGUGACAUUCUUCUUUUGACGUGUCUAGUGGAGAGGUGGGAGCUGUCACAUGGACUGAGGGACACGGGGGUCUUACCGAGGGGACUACUUUAUAAACCCCAGAAGAUACAGCGUCCUCUAUAUGACAAGACCUCUAGUAGAGUGUCAGCUAGGUGGCCUCUAUACUCAGUUGCGAUGCAUGCCGUACACAGAUUUGUUAGUCAACAGUCUGUGUUUCAUUCUAUUUCAACAUUUUGUUAUGCAUUCUGAAGACUUAAAUAUAACUUUCUCGGGAGUUUACAUUUAUUUUUCAGUGUCAUUUCAAUUUAGUUUGAGAACAUUUUAUACAUCAAAUGUGGCUUCUUGGUUCAGCUCCCGAAGUCAUGGAAGAGCGCCUGUCACCUUCUGCACGUUUUGUCCGAAGCCCCUGGAAUAACCAUAAUCAAGCCGCAACGAGGGUUCACAGUAUUGAAGCAAUAUUGGGAUUUAAAGACGAAAAUAUGUUUCAUCAAUCUGUGUCCUACAAUGGAUCAGGAAAACCCGCUGAGCCGAGAGGAAACGGAAUUAUGUCAUCCCCGAAGAAAGAACUCAACACAAAAGGUUUUGACAGUGUCUGCUGCAGCAGUUCGGGGGCCUCUGUCAGUCCUGACUUACCUGAAGGGGAGGAUACAUUGUACGUUGAUGAGAACCCAAAGAAGAAACACCGGCGCAACAGGACCACGUUCACCACCUUUCAGCUGCACGAGCUGGAGAGAGCGUUCGAAAAGUCGCACUAUCCUGACGUCUACAGCAGAGAGGAGAUCGCGCUGAAAGUUCAUCUUCCCGAGGUCCGAGUACAGGUGUGGUUCCAGAACCGUCGGGCCAAGUGGCGUCGCCAGGAGAAGCUGGAGGUGAGCUCCAUCAAGCUCCAGGACACUUCCUCCUUCCUGUCCUUCAGCCGCUCCUCCUCCCAGUCUCUGGGCUCCGGGCUACAGGUGGAGCCAUGGCUCAGCACUCCCACCACCACUGCCACCCCCCUGCAGUCCCUUUCCGGGUUCAUCACCAGCCCAUCUCAGGGUCUCCAAAGAACCUCCAGCUACACUCCUCCACCCUUUCUCAACUCCCCCAGUUUCGGGCAUAUUGGUUCUCUGUGUCCUCCUCCGCCGCCCCCGUACCAGUGCUCAGCGUCUGGGUACGUGGACAAGUUAACUAUGGAGGAGUUGGAUCCUCGUAAUUCUAGUAUUGUGUCUCUGAGGAUGAAGGCUAAGGAGCAUAUUCAGUCUAUUGGAAAACAUGGUGAGGAUGGAUGCUGGCUUGCAUCCCUCUGAGGCAAUGCAAAGACGAAAGACUUCUACUGAAUGUAUUGUUGCUGCGUUAUAGACAUUAAAGUCCAAUGUGCUGGAGGACUCUUCUCCACAAGAUGAUGAACAAAGUUUUUUUGUCUUCUUCAAUGGUUUAUAGUAUCAUCCCAGUCAGUGUUUUUUGUGCAUUCUCAGUAUAUUCAAGUUAUAUAAUGUACUUUCCUCAUCAAUGUAAUGCUUGCAUUCACCAAGAUACAUCUGGUUUACUCUGGUCUACUUUUAGGUUCUGACUUAGGAAAUGUACACUUUUCCUACUUACCUUGUGCAGGUGCGUAAAGGUAUCCAAACAAGCUGCGUAGGUUCGGUUGGCUAGGUGAAGUGAACAUCUGUGCUUGCAUACUCCCUUAAAGGGAUACUUUGGGAUUUUGGCAAUAAAGCCUUUUAUCCACUUCCCCAGAAUCAGAUGAACUCAUGGAUACCAGUUUUAUGUCUCUGCACCCUGUUUGAAGGAAGUUAGAGGUAGUCUAUGGUAUCUACUAGCAUGCUAGCAAUAUUAAUGUUUGUUCCUCUUGAGACGCCAUAUCCAGUACACUUCCUCAAAAUAGUCCAAAUUAAGAUUAUGAUAACUCAAGAAAUCUGUAAUUAGUUUUGACGUUUUUGCCAAGGAGGUUUUAGUCGCAAAAUUUUACAUCUAAGAUUUUGGUGCAGUAUUUCUCAAGUGAAAAACUUUGCAUGAAGACUAGUCGUCUGUUGUUGAAUGCCAACAAACACUUAAUUGAAGAAUCCCUAAUGUUGACCAAUCACCAACGAAAGGCAUACUUCGGCUUGCCUCAAUUAAAAGUGUGCUCGAACAGGCUAGGAAAAAAACUGACGAACACUGCCAAACACCAAAACAAACAAAAACCUCACAAAAUGUUGUCAUAAUAUAUGCAGUAACUGUUUAGACUGGGAAGCAUAAAAUAAUCUUAACAGGCUUUGCAGAUGUGGUUACCUUGAAUAAAUGUAAUUCAACUGCUGAAAACCCUCCCACUUGCUGGCCAACAGAUUUGCUCGUGAAAUGUUUAUUCAAUAGCCAUCCCUUUAAA
This is a messenger RNA of Salvelinus sp. IW2-2015, 2459 nucleotides long. RefSeq names its product retinal homeobox protein Rx3-like. The record is from RefSeq and is a predicted model, not a curated record. Gene Ontology annotation, molecular function: RNA polymerase II cis-regulatory region sequence-specific DNA binding; DNA-binding transcription factor activity, RNA polymerase II-specific. Gene Ontology annotation, biological process: positive regulation of transcription by RNA polymerase II. NCBI's taxonomy places the organism in Eukaryota, Metazoa, Chordata, Actinopteri, Salmoniformes, Salmonidae.